Ascochyta rabiei is the source of this 1194-nucleotide messenger RNA. RefSeq names its product Acetyl-CoA C-acetyltransferase. Gene Ontology annotation, molecular function: acetyl-CoA C-acetyltransferase activity. The transcript has 5 exons. NCBI's taxonomy places the organism in Eukaryota, Fungi, Ascomycota, Dothideomycetes, Pleosporales, Didymellaceae. The record is from RefSeq and is a predicted model, not a curated record. Gene Ontology annotation, biological process: fatty acid beta-oxidation; ergosterol biosynthetic process. Bases 1 to 1194 code for a protein of 397 amino acids.
AUGUCUUCUCUCCCCCCCGUUUACAUUGUCUCGGCUGCCCGCACGCCCACGGGUAUGUUCCUUGGCUCCCUCUCGAGUCUGAGCGCUAUCCAGCUCGGUUCCCAUGCCAUCAAGGCUGCCGUUGACCGCGCCGGCCUGAAGCCUGAGGAUGUUGAGGAGGUCUUUGUUGGCAAUGUCCUCUCCGCAAAUCUCGGCCAGAACCCUGCUCGCCAGUGUGCCAUUGGCGCUGGUCUGCCCGAGUCGACCGUUUCCACCACCAUCAACAAGGUGUGCGCCUCCUCGAUCAAGUCCAUUAUCGUUGGCGCGCAAACCAUUAUCACUGGUAAUGCCGACAUUGUUGUCGCUGCCGGUACUGAGAGCAUGUCCAACACCCCUCACUACCUCCCCGUCCUGAGGACUGGCGCCAAGUUCGGUGACCAGACACUGGUCGAUGGUGUCCUGAAGGACGGUCUUACCGACGCAUACAAGAAGGAGCACAUGGGCUUGCAGGGUGAGGAGUGCGCCGACGACCACGGCUUCACUCGUGAGGACCAGGACGAGUACUGCAUCCGCUCCUACAAGAAAGCCAUCGCUGCGACCGAGGCUGGCAAGUUCACCUCGGAGAUCGCCCCCAUUGAGGUUCCUCAGGGACGCGGCAAGCCCCCUGUCACUGUCUCCGUUGACGACGAGCCCAAGAACUUCAACGAGUCCAAGACCCGCACACUCCGCUCUUCUUUCAAGAAAGACGGAACCGUCACCGCCGCCAACGCGUCUCCUCUGUCUGACGGCGCCGCCGCCCUCGUCCUCGCCUCGGAGGAGGCUGUCAAGAAGCACGGCCUGAAGCCCAUUGGCAAGAUCCUUGGCUGGGGUGACGCGGAGCAGAACCCCUCCAAGUUUACCACUGCCCCUGCUCUGGCUAUGCCCAAGGCUCUGAAGCACGCCAAGGUUGACAUCUCUGCCGUCGAUGCUUUCGAGAUCAACGAGGCUUUCAGCGUUGUUGCGCUGUCCAACAUGAAGAUCCUCGGCAUCAACGAGGACAAGGUCAACCUCCACGGAGGUGCUGUUGCUCUUGGCCACGCCCUUGGCGCCUCCGGCGCCAGGAUCACAACUACCCUGCUCGGUGUCCUCAAGGAGAAGAAGGGCAAGGUUGGUUGCGCUGGUAUUUGCAACGGUGGAGGCGGUGCCUCAGCCAUCGUUAUCGAGUCGCUGCAGUAG